Messenger RNA from Drosophila albomicans, 2805 nucleotides. RefSeq lists its product as uncharacterized. NCBI's taxonomy places the organism in Eukaryota, Metazoa, Arthropoda, Insecta, Diptera, Drosophilidae. Bases 1358 to 2497 code for a protein of 379 amino acids. The transcript has 6 exons. The record is from RefSeq and is a predicted model, not a curated record.
UCAGUCUUUUGCUGGCUUUCAACGUUGUCGGUUGUCGUCAAUUUUUCGUGGCCAACUCGAUAAUUCUUUGAGGCUAUUUUCCUCGCUGCCCGUGGCUUGUUGUCGCUGUUGUUGUUGUUGUUGCUGCUGUUGUUGCCGCUGCUGCUGCUGCUACUUUGCGUUGCACGUCGUCGUCGUCGUCGUCGUCGUUGUUGUCGUUGUUGUCGUCGUUGUCGCGCUCCGACCUCACACCCAAAAGGCAGAACGUGCCGCGAACGAACGCGUGUGUCUGCUGCCUAGGCUAUCUCUGCCUAUUGUGUAUAUGGGUGUAUGUGUGUGUGCCACAGCCUGUGAGCCUGUGUGCUUGUGUCCGUGAGUGCGUCUUUCUAUGUGUUAUGUGCAUGUGUGUGUAAGCAAAUGUUGAAAGCAGCAUGGCCCGAAAAGACAGCACUGAAAAACGUUGCAUACUUUUGGGCGCACCGAAUAAUGAUUUUUGUGUGCCCGCUGCGUGUGUGAAAAAUACGAAAUACAAAUAAAACACACAACACAACACAGCACAAAGUACGAAAAAAAAUAAAGUAAAGAGAAAAUGCGAAUUACAAAUUGAAUAAUCGAAAGUAAAAGGAAAAUCCAAUAAUUGCAAGUGCUUAAUGCAAAUUAAAAGCAACAACAAAAAGGGAAAAGGAAAAGCUUCGAAAUGAAAAUGAAAAUAUGCAGGCAGGCGAAGCGACUACGCUGAAAUACAAAUCUGACAUUGGCAGCAGCAGGCACGCACACAAACACACACACACACACACACACACACAGAACACUCACAGUACACACAUUCACACACAUGCAGAGGCGACAACAGCCUGCGUCCUGUGCCCGAAAUUUGGCCGAUGAAUGAACUGACAUAAAACUUGACGAGCAUAGCUAACGCAAGCACACCCACACACCAACACAAACAAACACACACAUACACAUUAAACACACAAGCUCUCGCACACAGUCAACAUUUAAAAGCAUAUAAAAAGGCCAUUUUCAUAGAUUUCCCGUUGUGCCCUUGUCAAAGCAAUAGAAAUAUCGAAACCGAAAUAGAAACUUGUCAUUUUUGGAACGUGCCGCGCAUUUCACACACACACAAAAACCCAUAAUCUCACACACAGCAGUUGAAAAUAAAACUACAAGCAAAAAAAAGAAGCAGACGAAAACGAAACGGAGAGAUAUACGAGUGAGAGAUAGAGAAACAUCAAAACGGAGCAGGUGAAAUACAGGUGACGUAAAGAAGAGUCAGAGAGAGAGAGAGAGAGACAAGAAAGUCAGCGCCGCUGGAGGCAUCAAAUUUUGCACGCCCAGGAGACGCAACGGUGAUGUGGGACACAUCCCGCAACGGGCGAUGCAACAACCCCAACGUUAUAUACCGUCUGUAUCUGAUCUAUAUGGCACGGACGAGAUAGAACUGCUGCUGGACGAGAUACGUGAGCUGGAGCUGGAGCCGGUCUGCUGUCAGCUGGACGAUGAGCAGGACUUUGAAAUAGCUGGCAGCAGGGCCGGCGAGCUCUCGCUAUCCCUUGAAUCGCCAUUGGGCACAUGCACCUCAUGGGAUUCCCAUGCCAACUACAAACAGCAACAACAAACGCCGCUGCCAUGGGGCGUUGCCCUACACUGUGAUCCGCAACACUUGAAAACGCCUACAGGGAUUGUGCGCAUACUAUUGGUGUUAUCCUCGGCCGUCUGCCUGGCCUGCGAAUGCUCCGCGGGCACAGUCCAGGUUGGCCUCUUUCUACUGCCACUCAUCGGACGCCUGAGGCUGAUGGUCUUCUGUGCGCUCUUCUCGCUACUCAUCACAUGCCUCAUGAUCUUUCUCGAUAUAUCGCAUAUAGCGCUAAUGUUCCCAUUCAACUGGACGAAAGUGAAUACGUGGAUGUACCUGAGCAUUGGUUUAAUAUUUAUUUUGAGCUCCACGCUCCUCGUCCACAUGGUGCUGUAUGCGACUGAGUACACAUGGGUAUCCAAGCACUCCAGGGACACGCUCCUAGCGACAGGCCUGAUUGGCUAUAUAUGCGCCUUGGAGGCGCUACUGCUGUCGGGCAUCGCCUCGUGGCCCUGGUCGCAGUAUCGACAGGUGCCCGACGAUGCCAGCGAGCUGUUCAUCGAGGAUCGCGAGAUGACGCCGAUGAGUCCCAUUAAUAGCACCGAUCUGCAGUUGCAGCCAGAGUCGAAUCACAGCCUGGCGCAGUAUCAGCACAGCAGCCAAACCAACGGCAAUGCAACGGCGGCCGAUGCAUAUAACCAACAACAAUCGUCCUAUAAUCAAAAGCCUUAUAUACCUGCCAAACGACCCAAUGAGCUGAACCAGCGUCCAACAUUGGGUCACACACAAACCGCACGCAUUAAACCGAAUCAGCGUUAUCGCGAGGGCUAUCAUUACCAACCGGUUGCGUCAACGUCCCGCCAGAGUCCCACAUUCGUCGUAGGCGAUGAUCUGGGUGCCGGUCCAUCCACGUCCCGUUCCAAUGAUAAUUCUAGUGCGUGAUACUUUUUAUUCCUCAACAACAACAACAGCAACAAGAAAAUGAAAUUUAUAUGAUGAUAGUAAAACCACAACUAAAAAACUCAAAUUUUUGUCCACUAUAAAUGUCAGCGAUAGAUAAAAAGUUGAGGUUGCAUUUUGGGUCGCAGAAACAAAACAAAUUGUUGAUUAGUUUAAAAACAAAAAACCAAAAACAAAAUACAACAAAGCAAAACGUAAAGUUGGAAAACGAAAACAAAAACAAAAACCGCAAGCAACAACAAUAAUUAAUUUAAUAUCUGUGUGUGUGUGUAUAAACAAAAAAAAAACAA